AUGAAUGUUCUAUUAUGUUACAUCAACAUGUUAAACAGAUUAUAUGAUAUAUCUGCUGUGGAAGUAGGUCAACAUUUCUAUUGGAAAAUAGGGGAUUUUCAAGUGCAUGCUCAAGUACUUAUUACCUCUUGGGUUGUAAUUGCUAUCUUAUUAAUUUCAACCAUUCUAGUUGUUAGAAAUCCACAAAUUAUUCCCACGUCUGGUCAGAAUUUCUUUGAAUAUGUCCUUGAAUUCAUUCGAGACGUGAGCAAAACUCAGAUUGGAGAAGAAUAUGGUCCAUGGGUUCCGUUUAUUGGAACUCUGUUUCUAUUUAUUUUUGUUUCGAAUUGGUCAGGGACACUUUUGCCUUGGAAAAUUAUAAAGUUACCUCAUGGAGAGUUAGCUGCAGCCACAAAUGAUAUAAAUACUACUGUUGCAUUAGCUUUACUUACGUCAGUAGCCUAUUUCUAUGCGGGUAUUUCAAAAAAAGGAUUGGCCUAUUUUGGUAAAUACAUCCAACCAACGCCAAUCCUUUUACCCUCGUUUGAAUAG
Messenger RNA from Lathyrus sativus (Indian pea), 531 nucleotides. NCBI's taxonomy places the organism in Eukaryota, Viridiplantae, Streptophyta, Magnoliopsida, Fabales, Fabaceae. The record is from the annotation of a GenBank genome assembly.